Molecule: messenger RNA, 1593 nt
Organism: Emericellopsis cladophorae
Lineage: Eukaryota; Fungi; Ascomycota; Sordariomycetes; Hypocreales; Bionectriaceae
Exons: 2
Coding region: 1-1593 (530 amino acids)
Source: RefSeq, a predicted model, not a curated record
AUGCCGCUCUUCUCCAACAACAAGCGUGACGACGAUGAGACUUCGUCGCGCAGUCGUCGCGCGCACAGCGACAAUGUGGGCGAGCCAUCUGGCCCCGUGGACGAGCACACCAGGCUGCUGCCCAACCGUCUCGACUCGACUCAAGGCACGGGCAUGCUGCGACCUGACGACCCUGCCGUGACGCCCUACAACCUCUGGACCAUCCGCAUCCUGCGCUUCGCGACGGUCGUGCUCACCCUGAUCACCUUUGCCUGGUGGGUGCUGCUCCUGGUGUCUGCGUUUGCCACGCCCCCCGGGUUCAACAUGCGCGGGAGCGGAUUUUACGCUUUCAGUUUCGCGAGUCUGGCCAUGUCCAACCUGUUGUUCAAGUUGAUCUUCUUUGGCGUGCCCGCGAAGGCCGUGCGCAUCCUGUGCGUCGUGAUGGCGUUUAUCCUUCUUCUGGACAUGGUUCUCAUCCUGUCCGUGGAAAAGACGCGCUACGAGGAGGGCUGGGUCGGCACCGCCAGCGUCGUCUGGUCCGUCCUCAUCAGCCUCUGGACACUCCUUGCGGAUCGCACCGUCAAGUGGGGCAAGGCAGAGGAGGAGGAGCGUCUCACGGGGCGCGCCGAGACACGACGCACCCUCACCGAGUGGCUCGAGGUUCUCCUGUCCACCAUCGGCUACUCCAUCAUGACUGCCGUGGCUGUCCUCAUCACCCUGACCAUCAUCUUGCGCGCCCUCGACGCUGGCGUGGCGCCUCCCGGCAAGCUCCACUGGGUAGACAAUGGCAAGUACCGCAUCCACGUGUACUGCAGUGGUAACAGCACCAACGCCCAGGGUCACAAGGUCCCCACCGUCCUUUUCGAGGGCGGCGAGCGAUCUGUCGAGCAUGACGUGUGGCAGUUCGCCGACAACGCCAUCAAGAACGGCUCCAUCAGUCGGUACUGUUUCGCUGAUCGUCCAGGCAUCGCCUGGUCGGAUGCCGCCCCCUCGCCCCUUUCCGCGAGCUUUGCCACCGACGUGCUGAGCGAGGCACUCGCCAAGGCAGGCGAGGAUGGGCCCUGGGUCCUUGCGAGCGCGGGAAUUGGCUCCAUCUACCAGCGUGUCUUCUCCUCGCGCCACGGCGAGGAGGUCAAGGGUAUGGUCCUGAUCGACCCUCUGCACGAAGAUCUGCUCCCCGAGGUCGGCUCCGCUGGACGCGGCUUCCUUCUCUGGCUCCGCGGCGUCAUAUCGCCCCUCGGUCUCGAUCGCCUGCCCGGCGCGCUCUUCAAGGGCCGCACCAGCCGUGACCGCAUCUACGGCCGCGCCGCGCAGCAGAAUGGCAAGUUCAUCUUUGCCAAGUUCCAAGAGAGCCUCGUGGCGGGCUCCUUCACCAAGCGCGACGUCGAGGGCAGCCGGCAGAUCCAGCACCGCGACACGCCGCUCGUCGUCAUCAGCAGCGGCCAGCACAUCAAGGACAGCCGGCGCUGGGAGAAGAAGCAGCGCGACCUGACCAAGCUGACGGACAACCUGAAGCACUGGGACAUUGUCGACAAGGCGUCCCACGAGAUCUGGACGACGCUCGAGGGCCGUGACAAGAUCGAGAAGAGGCUAAAGCAGCUAGUGCAGGCGUAA